Messenger RNA from Xenopus laevis (African clawed frog), 3678 nucleotides. RefSeq names its product proline, glutamate and leucine rich protein 1 L homeolog (gene pelp1.L). The transcript is spliced from 16 exons. Bases 82 to 3222 code for a protein of 1046 amino acids. Gene Ontology annotation, cellular component: nucleus; cytoplasm. Lineage: Eukaryota; Metazoa; Chordata; Amphibia; Anura; Pipidae. The record is from RefSeq and is a predicted model, not a curated record. Gene Ontology annotation, biological process: rRNA processing.
GCUAUGAAACGUCCAAUGACGCGCCUGACUGACAUCACGUGCUGUGUCGCGGCUUGAUGACGAGCCGCUGCUGGCGGGAAGAUGGCGGCCGUGUGUGUUGGGACCCGGGGGAUGGAGGUGACAAUUGCCGGGAUUUUGGAGCGAGAUCUGAGCGAGGGGGAACUGGCGGAAGCCAUCCGGGGGCUGCGAGAGCAUGGCGCCUUCCGGGGGGAGGGCUUGCCGGCUGCCAUGUCUGGUCUCCUCAGCAGCUGCAACUCUCGCCUGACGUCGGCCAGCUCUCGGAUUGAGGGGCUGUCUCUGUUGGCCUUGGCGGUUGAAGAGUCUCCCACGGAUGUGUUUGUGCAGCACUGUGUGUCCUGGCUGCGCAGUCUCCUGCAGAUUAUCCAGUCUCAGGAUCCCCCGCGAGUGGUCAGUCUGGCUGUCUUUGUCCUGCGCUCCCUUCUUGCUCACUCCUCUGCAUUGCCAGAAUUAUCCCGGGAAAUCUCCACCAAUCACAUCCCAGGUCUGCUCACCUCCCUGCUGGGCCUGAGGCGCCAGUGCCUGGUCCCAGCCUUAGAGGGAAUCCGAUCCUGCUUUCUCUCCUAUCCCAGAGCCUGUGGCUCCUUACGGGGGAAACUCACUGCUUUUCUUCUGAGCCUCCUGGAUGCUGAAAACCAGCAAAUCCAAGAGGUGGCCUGUCAGUGCUACUCUCUCCUGCCCUCCCUCGGCUCUGGAUUCUCACAGGGGAUCAAACACACUGAGAACUGGGAGAGACAGAUCCAAAGUGUCAUUUGCUCCCUGCACUCUGUAUUCCUGCAGCUCUACCAAGGCUCCGAAACUGACACGGCUCGCUACGAGGGAUCUGGCACUGAGCUGGAAUUCCCUUCUGUGGAAGAUGAUGGGACUCACGGUGUGCUGCAGCUGGCUCGAAGAUUUACAGCCCUGGGCCAGUGUAUGCGCCUGCUGCUUAGGGAACAGUUUCCAGCUCCAGUGCGGGUUCCAGUGUCGGACAUUCUGAGUCUGGUCUGCAGAGUGGUCAACGUCAGCCCAAAAAACCUGAGCUGGCAUGGAGAGGAAUCUCUGAAGUUGCUCCUCCUCCCGCGGGUUCACAGCAGCAUCCUGGAAAUUCUGGAAGCGACCAUUAUAGCGUGUGGCCCUCGGCUCCUUCCUUUCUCUGCAGUGAUCUGCAGGUUAUUUCCUCAGCUGUUACUUUCCUGGGCGGCAGUGAAGGGCAUAACUGGGAUCCCGUCGGGUCAGGAGAGGCCGUACAGUUCCCUCCGUUGUUCCGUGUACCGAGUGCUGGAAACGUGGGUGACAACGUGUGGCAUCUCCUCUGGAGUCCUGCAAGGGCCGAUGCAUCAUUCAGACAUCCUAUUGGCCAAUCUGCUAAGUGACAUCACUCCACCCACAGACGCCAUUAAGAUGUCUACGUUUGUGCAGCUUGGAGCAAAGAAGCAGAAAGUGUCGGAAGUAGGGGACGACGAUUUUCAGAGUCACCGCAAACGGGACAACACUGCAAAUGUUGAGCUGUGUGCUGCAGCCCUUAAAGGGCUGUGCUGUGUGAUUCUUCACUGUGGGUCGGUUAUUAAGGAAGAUGUUCACAGGAGACUUCAGGAGCUGUCCAUCCCACUGUUGCUUCGUCUCCAACAGGGGUCUGACCAGUGGUUGGGUCCGUAUAUCAGCAGUGAUUGUCGGAAGGAACUGUACAGACUUCUCCUGUGCUUGACUCUGACUCCUAACCCUAAGCUUCCUGCUCCUCUGCACUGUGCCAUCAGGAUAUUCAGAGGAGGAACCACAGAGGAGAGCUUGCAGGUGUCCAGAUUCUCCACAGAAGCACUUGCCAUCUGUCGCAUUCUCAUCCAUCCCCGAGUUCCCUCUCUCCAACGUCCUCUGCCUCAUCUUGCUCCUAGACCUCCUGUCCAAUCAGAUGCCCCCACUCUUCGGCCUCCUGCUGCACUGUCUACCUUUCCUGCUAUGCCUCCAGCCAAUCACCUUCCUCCGAGACCCACGGUGCCAGCCAUGUCCACUGAGCCUCCUAUUCCUGCCGCAGUGCCGUCUCCUCCCCCUGAAGAGUCAUUUGGGGAAAAGCCUCGACGUGCCGUCUUCAUUCAUUUUGAUAAGGAGGAGCCGUCCGACGUAGAGAUUUCCUUGGAGAGCGACUCGGAUGACAGUGUGGUCAUUGUACCUGAAGGGCUUUUUGCUAAAUCAGAUUCCAAACCAGAACCUUCUCCACCUGCUGUAAAACCUCCUACAGAAGAAGUGACGGAACAAGUGGCCCCGUCUGCAGUUCCCUCCUCAAGCACAGCAGCUCCGCCUCCUCCUCCACCACCACCAGCACCACCAGUAUGUGCUGGACCCUCCUCUGCCCCAGUUCCCAUUGCAGAGGCCCCGCCUCCACCCCAGCAAGAGGUGGACACUGUCAUCAACAUCAACAGCAGCGAUGAUGAAGAGGAUGGAGAGGAGGAUGAAGAGGAAGGCUUAUACGAUGAUGAGGAUGAGGAAGAUUAUUACGAUGAAGAGGAAGACGAGGAUUUAGAGGGUCUGGAAGAAGAUGAUUAUGAAGAGGACGAGGAAGGUAUUACGGAAGAAGAGGAAGAAGAUCUGGAAGAAGAAGGGGAAGAUGAUGAAGAAGAGGUAGAGGAUGAGGAAUGCCUGAUGCCAGAUGAGAUGCAGAUUGGCAGUGAGGCAGAGGAGAUUCCUGACGGGAUAGAGACCAGUUCCCUGCAUGAGGGGGAGCUGGAGGAGGGCCCACCUCGCUUGUCCCCGGUGCAGGAGGAUGAAGCCGUGGAUACUGGCUUGUUAAUGCUUGUGGAGAGUGAAGACAGAGAGCCCUCCGGAGAGGCCCCAGGUGAAGGCCUUCCAGAAAGCGACCUCACCAGAAGCCCCCCUCAGCCUCCGGUUCUCACUCCUCCAUCACCUCCAGACGAGCCUCCACCAAUGGAAGAAAGCGACGUUCCCCCACUUGAGGAGCCGGACCUUGAAGUGGCCCCUGUUGCCGAGGAGCCGGUGGAAGAAACAGAAGAGAAGAAGCCAGAGGAGGUGACUGUUGAAAAGCCUGAGCCAGAACCGGAGGAAGAGGUGAGUGCACAGGUUACACUCCGAAAUACACCCGGUGCCACCCAAACUAAUCGAUGUUUGUCAUCUGAUUUGUCACAGGAGCAAAUUGCCGACGCAGACGCCAUGUUGGCAGAUUUUGUCGACUGCCCCCCAGAUGACGACAAGCUGCCCGAGCCUUGCACGUGACCAGUCUCUGGAUGCUCAUUGGUUCUCCACCCUGUAUUACAUAACUGACAGUAUGGGGGGGGUCCUCCCAGCACUAGCUUUGGGUCAGUAUCCUUGGUGAGAUAGCGGCGGGAUUGUUACUGGGUGUAAAGGACACAACCUUCCCUAGCACCCUGCCCACCUUACCCACAAUGCAGCUCUUUCUACACCUCUAUGGUCAUCACCUGCCCACCCCCACCCCAAGUGCAGUCCAGUCAUACUAAACCCACAGUCCUAGCUCAGUGCCAAUCUGGUGCCAAAUCUCCAGCCGCCCGUAUUUCACUACAACUGAAUGUGAAGAUUCCACAGAAACCUUGUCCCAGUGGCGCCCCCUACAGACAGAAACAGUGUCACACAUGGGCUCUUUCUAUUUUUAUUGUUUUCAUUUUUAUUGUUAAAUUCUGAUUUGUCAAUAAAAGCGGUGGUGUGUGACUAGCA